Owenia fusiformis is the source of this 2657-nucleotide messenger RNA. The record is from the annotation of a GenBank genome assembly. Lineage: Eukaryota; Metazoa; Annelida; Polychaeta; Sabellida; Oweniidae.
AUGGCCGUGUUUGACAUCAUUGGAAAUAGGGAGGUACAACCUAAGACUAGCCAGAACAAAUAUGAUGAUCUUGGAUGGCGAAUCACAGACAAAGAUUUGGAACAUGUUACCCCUACAGUUAUGCUUACUCUUGAAAAAGGCACAUUUACCUCAGAUGAAAAUGUUUUACUCCCAACUAAUGCCUAUGAUUCUAAUACUACAACCCUGAAUCCAGGUAUUCUAGAUGAAAAUAGUCUCCCCAUAGGAACUUUCAUGAUGAUGAAGCAUGUUGCUAGGGAAGGGCUUUUUGAUUACUCGGAGCACAAUCUACCUUCUAUGAAUAUUGGUCCUGUAUCCAAAGACUUGGCAGAAAAGGCCAAAAAGGCAAAAGGAGUGACUCUUAAAAGAUCCUCGGUAAUGAAAUGUCCAACAACUCAGUCCUUACAAGACAAAAAGGAGAGACUACGACAAAGCAAAGUGCGAAGGGAAACCAACAAAGUUAUUGCCCUUUCAUCAGAAAUGAACAUGUGCCAGGCUUUAGUCAAUGCAGAAUGCAAGAAACGGAAGAUUAAUAAAGCCAGAGGUAUUUCAAAUGCUUUGUUUUACAUUCUGAAACAAUAUGGUGCCAUGAUCCAAGAAAAUGUGAUGAUAGAUAUAUCAGAUGUCCCGGCCUAUAUAAGUGCCAAUGCCAGAUUUGUAACCUGUGAAUUUGCAGGUGUCAAGUUUAAACUAAAUCCUGAAACGGGAAUGGACUACCUGAGGAGAGUAAAAUCAUCAAUUAUAGACAAUCUUCGUCGACAGUUCCCAUCAAUGAACCAUCUGGUUAUCUGUGAAGAGAAAUACUCAUUCACACCAGAUGGAUUUAAGGCACAAACACGUGAUCAGAGGAAGAAGCUGAAACAGCAUAGUGUUUCUCAUUUAAAACAGCAAAAUGAAAUGCUGACCUUGAAAAAGUACAAUAAAGAAAUGCUGAUUCAAACUGAAGUUGGAAAAAGGGCUAUUAGUGUCUUUUUAGCUGAACACAUCAAACAGAUAUCAAUUAAAACAGACCUCACAAUUGACAUUGAUAGUGAACUGCAUAAGGCUGGAUGUGCUUGUCAAGAAGACAAUCAUCAUGGAAACUGCCCAUUCCUCUAUGCCAUCCCGAUACGUGCAGUUUACUCAAAAGAAACUGGAAUCCCUAAUAUCCAACAGCUUCCCAUCCGUCAGCAAAAAGGAGAAGGCGAAAUGUCUCAAGUUGACUGGUUGGUAGAAAAUCAGGAUGUUUUUAAAGACGGGGAUUGUGCUGUGUCCUAUGUCACAUCAGGAGACAUCGAUUCCAUUAUAAUUCACUUAUUUGUUUUGUCCAAAAUGUGGCCCAGAGAUACAACAGGUCAGACAUUCACUACCCCAGUUUAUGUCUGUCUACAGAAAAAAGAACAGAAACUUGAUAUCUAUAACAUCACUAAGAUUAUAGAAGAAAUUGAAGCACACCAUGGUCGUUUUGCAUGUAUCCAGCUUGUAAUUUACCUUUCGAUAGGAGGGAAUGAUUUUAUCCCAAGUUUGUUUGGGCUUUCACAUCAAAAGAUCCUAAAGACUAUCUUAGACACCCAAGAUAUGUUUGCCAAUCUUGUUACUAUGAAUGACAACUGCUCAGAAAUAAAACUUAAUACUGAUUUGUAUCUCAAACUGAUGAAGGAUCUAUAUAGACCAAAAAAGAUGAAAAAAGAUGCCACUUAUGAGGAAAUCAGAGAAGCAAGCAAGACCUUGAAAAAUGGUAGAGUCAGAAGUCCUGAACAGUGGCUCCCACCUGAAUCAGACAUGAAAACAGUGGCUAGUGUAAUAGAACUACACAUAGAAUAUCUUUCUACUGCUGGGAUUCAUGGUGCCCAUCUACCUGAUUUCAUGUCUCGUGGUUGUUUAGUUACCUUAUCAAAUGGAAAAGUAGGAUACAAUUUUGGAACAGGCGGACAAAGUAAUCUAGUCAUGGAACCAGAUCAGUUACCUUCAGUCACUGUAACACCUAAGAAAGAAAAAAAAACGUUUGAGCAAAAAUACUCCUCAAAAAGGAAAAAGUAGAAAAAAGGCAAAACCUUGAGAAAGUUUUUAAUGAAAUGAGAAAUGGCCCACUUUAUUUUCUAUCUAUCAUUUUAUUGUUUCUGAAGUAAUAUUGGGUAUAACCACAAUGUAAUAUACACAAAUAUACCUGUAACGAUGAAAUGUGAGAUAGAUAAGAUUAUCAUAUUAUAUUGUUAAAAUAUAAUUAUUUGAUGAGAUCACAAAAGUCAUUUACAAAUUGUACAAUUAAAUUAUAAGCUGCAUAAUUAAGUGUUAUUGAUUUACAUAUGUAUGUGGAAUGUAUGAGUGAUUACAACUAUUCUAGCAUUUAUUGAAAACCCAAAACUAUAAUUGUUUUAAAACUAGCCCUGACAAAAUACAGGCUGUAUUUUCAAAACUGGUCUAGAUUUCUUAUAAAUUAUACAAAAUGCAUCAUAUUAGCAGAGUACUUCAAAUAUGAGAUAGUAACAGCAUAAUUAAUAUUCAAAGAACAAUGUUUGUUGCUAGAAUAUAGAACAAUAAAGCCUAUGAUCGAUGUUCUAAUUAUUUUUGAAUAAAAUGAUAAAUCAAACUAUGUUAUUUCAAACAUUUAUCAUCAUUGUCAUAUAGUUAUGGAUUCAUUCUGUUAAUUUGCAUGUAAG